AGACAAAAAGAAUAUAGCAAUUGGUAAAACUUUUUAACAAGGAAAAUGUAACCUUGUUAGUCCGAGAAUUUAUUAAUUCAUUAAGAGGAAUUCGAACAAAAGAAAGGAGUUUCAUUUGUAUUUAAAAAUAUUUGACAUCAAAUAUUUAUUUUUUAUUACUUCAUUAAUUGACCAUUGAAUUUGGUCAAAACAAUCAACAAACAUAGGAUACAAUUCGCCGACAUUCAAGUUUUAAAUAACGACAGUUUAUUGAAUUAUUAAAUGUGAUUGAGAUACAUCGAUAAUCAAAUUAAAUUUAAUUUAGAUAUAUUUAGAAAAAAGUAAAGGUUAAUUUGAUAAAUCCUAAUAUAUAUACAUUUCAUUGAAACCCUUUAAGGAAAUGUUUAUAUAUAUUGUACAUAGUAUAAUAUAAUUACUCUGUGAUAAAUAUCAUGAACCAUGUUAAAAUCAAGUAAAUCAAAUAAUUCUACUAAAAAGAAAGUUAAAAGGACCAAGGAAAAGAAGAAUAAUUCUAGUAAGUUGCAGAAUACAAAAAAUGAAAAAGUGACAGAUGUUGUAAAAAAUAUAAAACAGAAUAUUAAACCAUCACAAUUGCAUGGUAUAUGCAAUUCAUCUGAACAAUCUCAAAGUUCUUCAAUUACUCAAUUAAAUAAUGUUUCGAAUCAGAAAGAUAUAGAAAGAAAUUUAAUAGAAAAUAAAAAUAUUACAUUUCAAAUUUAUGCUAAUAAUCCACCUUCAUUUAAUAGUUCUUAUUUAACAACAAAGGAUCUUUCAUUGAAAAGAAACCCAGAUGAUCUGUUUAAUUUAAUUUAUUCGGAACAAGUUACUUUAACUCUACCAAAUCGAUCAUGGUCAAUAUAUUUUACAGAAAUACCAAUUCGUUGCAUUGUUGUGAGUGAAAUAACUUUACAUCAUGAUAGUGGAUUAGGAUUUAUACCUCUUUACACAAAACAAAUUAUCUUUCAUGAAAAAAUGACAUAUGAAAUUUUUUUAUAUAAUUCAAAAGCUUCAGAAAAAAAUUUGUCUCCGAUAGAAACAAUAACAGAUGUAAUGAAUAUUAUAACAUAUACGAAUAAUUUGAAACUUUGUAGUGGUGGGCCUGCAGUAAGUCUGUAUAAUAAUAUUAAUAUAGAAUGUGCUUAUAGAGAUAAUAAGGAAAAAUGGAGACAUAAUUUAUGUAGUUUGGAAGUAAGUGAAGGUGAUACAUGUGAAUUAUGUCUUUCGCUAAAAGAUAUAUUAAAUCGACAUGUACAACGUAAUAAAUCAUCAUCAAGAACAAAAAAUUUUAAUGGUUCUGGAAAAAGAAAAAGAACAUCUCUACAUUAACGAUAUAAAAAAUAAUAUUUAAGAGAUAAGGUAUGAUAGAUAAUUGAAAAUCUUAUUAUAGAUCGAUAGACAGUUUUCUAUGAAUGGGGAAUUAUAUUAUUGACAAAAAAACAAAUCCAAAUUUAAUUUCAGAUAUAAAUUUUUAGCUUUUCAAUAUUUCUACUUUUAUAUAAUUAAGCUUUCAGCAAAUAAUUGUCAAAUAGCUUUAUAUUAUAGAUACUGUUAAUAAUAUAUGUUUUAUAUAUAUACAUACAUACAUAU
This is a messenger RNA of Vespula vulgaris, 1587 nucleotides long. RefSeq lists its product as uncharacterized. NCBI's taxonomy places the organism in Eukaryota, Metazoa, Arthropoda, Insecta, Hymenoptera, Vespidae. The transcript is spliced from 4 exons. The record is from RefSeq and is a predicted model, not a curated record. The coding region runs from base 439 to 1326 and encodes 295 amino acids.